This is a messenger RNA of Bradysia coprophila, 2999 nucleotides long. It is a transcript of the gene NetA, whose product is annotated as Netrin-A. The record is from RefSeq and is a predicted model, not a curated record. Gene Ontology annotation, biological process: motor neuron axon guidance; tissue development; dendrite development. Gene Ontology annotation, molecular function: protein binding. Lineage: Eukaryota; Metazoa; Arthropoda; Insecta; Diptera; Sciaridae. Gene Ontology annotation, cellular component: basement membrane.
UUGUCGACUGAAUAUGAAAUCUCCCUGCAUCAAACGACAUCCAGUCGCUUUAAAACCUUCCGAAACGGAAGAUAUAUUUUGUAUCAUCGGCUUGCCAUUGGAUAGUUGAGUUAAUUUGGAUUCGGUAUUUUUUUUUCGUUGUUGUUGUUGAAAUGCGUAACAAAAGCAAAACACUAUGCUGCUAGACUUUUUGUCGCCAAAUCGAUAGAAUUAUGUUGGGUACUGUGAAUGAAUAUAACAACAAAAAAUAAAUAAAUUUCUCAUUAAUUUGUACAAUUAAUUAAAUGCAAUUCUAUUCUGUGAAUGGGAUAUAUACGAUGUAUAAUGCAAGAUUGUGAUGUGUUAAAAUACAAUAAAUUUUUAUUUUUAAUGUAAAAGAGGAACGAGGUGCUGUGUAUGGUGUGUAAGUAAGUACACGGCGUACUUGUAUAUUUAAUAUUAUACCCAAUAAUAUAUGAUAUUUGUUCAACGCAAGUUCUUUUUCGAUAUAUUUCGUCCGAAAUAAAAUAACCAAAGCUCUAAGUGAAGAGCCGUUUGUUACUUUCAGUUGAACAUAGUAAAUUGUGUGAUUCUCCGGUUCUUUGUUUAUUUAAAAUAAAAAAAAAAGAAAAAAAAAAGUUAAAAUACGAAAAAUAUUCUCAACUUCUAUUUUAACAACCAAAGUUGCAGUUACAGUGCAAACAUCUAUGUCAUGUAAAUAAUAAUUUAAACAAGAAAAUACCAAAUACACGCAGUGUUUCUUCGAGAGUUAGUUUAUGUAAAUUGCAACGGUUACAAAAAGGAAAAAUAAAAUGAAAUCAAGAAUUUUAUUUUGGAUUUUAUCCCAUCAUGCAAUUCAAAUGUGUUUUGCUGGUUCAUCACCCGCCGAUUCAUAUUUGAAAAUGUUUUCGGCUCAACCAUUGACCGAUCCAUGCUACGACGAAGAGCGUUCGAGACGUUGUAUUCCCGAUUUUGUGAACGCUGCAUUCGGUGCACAAAUUGUUGCAUCCAGCCAAUGUGGCGUCAAUGGACCAACCCGAUAUUGUGAUCAGAGCGACAUUCCAUCCAACACCGAAUCCGUUUGUCACGUUUGCGAUGAAUCGAACCAUAAACGAUUCGCAUCCACAUCGCUCACCGAUUUGAAUAAUCCGAACAAUGUGACGUGUUGGCGAUCCGAUUCGAUUAAAUCACCGACCGGUCCCAAUGCACCGCCGGAUAAUGUGACGUUGACUUUAUCGCUGGGCAAAAAGUACGAACUCACCUAUGUCAGUUUACAAUUUUGCCCGAAGUCGAUAAAGCCAGACUCGAUUGCCAUUUAUAAGAGCGCUGACUUCGGCAAGAGCUGGCAACCAUUUCAAUUUUAUAGUUCACAAUGUCGCAAGGUGUACGGUCGUCCGAAUCGUGGAACAAUAACCAAAUCAAACGAACAGGAGGCAAGAUGUUCUGAUUCUCAUCGACAUUCCGGCGAUACGUCGAGUCAAGGUGCUAGAAUUGCUUUCAGCACAUUGGAGGGUCGACCAUCAGCACCCGACUUUGACUCAUCGGCCGUACUACAAGAUUGGGUAACUGCCACCGAUAUUCGGGUCAUCUUCCACCGUCUACAAAUGCCGCAAGACAUGAACGAAGAAUUCUUUCUCGAAUCACAUCCCGUCGAAACUACCAAAUACCGUGACGAUGGCAUCGGUGCCAAUAUCAUCGAAAGUAUAGCCACACCAACGGCCGUCACAAUGUCCACCCAUGACUACGCUGUAUCCGAUUUUGCGGUCGGUGGUCGUUGUAAAUGUAAUGGGCAUGCAUCGAAAUGCAUAAAAAAUGAAACCGACGGUCUACUGACAUGCGAAUGUCGACACAAUACGGCUGGUCGUGACUGCGAAAGGUGUCGACCGUUUCACUUUGACAGGCCAUGGGGUCGGGCAACGUAUAGGGAUGCAAACGAAUGUAAAGUUUGCAAUUGCAACGGACAUGCGAGACGAUGUCGCUUCAAUAUGGAACUGUUCAAAUUAUCCGGACGAAUAUCGGGUGGUGUGUGCUUAAAAUGUCGACAUGCAACAACUGGCCGUCAUUGCCAUUACUGUAAAGAAGGAUAUUAUCGUGAUCCAUCAAAGUCAAUCGAUCACAGAAAGGUUUGUAAACCGUGUGACUGUCAUCCCAUUGGUUCAUCUGGCAAAACAUGUAAUCACACGUCUGGACAGUGUCCAUGCAAGGAUGGCGUCACUGGCUUAACAUGUAAUAGAUGUGCACGAGGAUACCAACAAAGUCGAUCCCAUAUUGCACCUUGUAUAAAAAUACCGCGUUUGAUUAGUGCGAUUCAACAGCAGAACACAGCUCCGGAACCAGAAGACUACGAUCCAGAUACCAGUUAUCGUUCGGAUCGGGGGAGGGGUAAAGUGCGGAAAGUGCAAGGCAGAAACAAAGCGACUAAAUCUGAACAAAUUUUGCAAGAGAGAUUACGCAAUCAUGGCAAAAAUAAUCGAUCGCAAUACGCCAAGCGAAACAAGCAAUCCCACGAAAGAUCAACAACUAACAAAAUUCAUCAUAAGCGUCCAGGCAGUAUUCAAGAAACCGUCCGGCGGGAUUCUAGGCACGGCAUUGCGUCGGACCCCUAUUACACUAGUAAUACCAACGAAAGAUUUGGAAUGUCGAUGUCCAAAGUUAAAAACAAAUAAAUCAUACUUAAUAUUGGGGAAAAAUGCAGAAAGUCCACCGGCUGCGCUUGGCAUUGGACCCCGUUCAAUAGUUAUUGAAUGGAAAGACGAUUGGUACAGUCGAAUGAAACGAUUCCAGCGAAACAUUCAUUCUUGUGUUUAAGGUAAAAUAUUUAAUGUUUUCUUCUGAAAUGAAUUCGAAAAAUUAAAAUAUUUAAAUUAAAAGUAAAAAAAAACUAUUUUCAAAAAAAAAAGAAAUUAUUGAUUUUUAAAUGAGCUUUGAUAAUGUCACAUAUUAUAUUGAACUUAUUAUGUGUAUGCUGUUGGCUCAAACGAUUUAAAUAAAAAAGAAAGAUGAGGAAAGUAAAAAAAAAA